Messenger RNA from Racocetra persica, 1121 nucleotides. The record is from the annotation of a GenBank genome assembly. Lineage: Eukaryota; Fungi; Glomeromycota; Glomeromycetes; Diversisporales; Gigasporaceae.
AUGGGAUGUACUGGAUGCAAGAAAUAUAAAAAGCUGUUCCUUUCAGGAAUAGCUCCACAGGCUGUUGUCACGCAAAAACAGGCUUCAACUAUUUUAUUUUAUUUUUGGAAACUUUGUGCUUCACUCUUUCAGCUUUUGAUAAGCACAGGAGGAUUGCCUCAUGCGCUUGAACGAUUGUUAAUCAUUUGCUUUAGGAGGUUAUAUGAUGGUGAGAUAUUCUUCAAGGAACUCAAAAAUCAUGAUUAUAGCAGUAUUUACAAAAUUGUUAAAGAGGACCUUCAGAUGAUGCAUAAUAUUUACGCAGAUAUGAACAAAAACAAGAAUCUUGCUAUAAAACUUCUGUAUCACUGUGUCGAGGGAAUUCCUGUUACUGAUAAAACUUGCCUAGAUGAAAAGAAUCCACAUCUCACAAUAGAAAAUCAACAACAACUUAUGAAUAAAGUCUUUCGAAUAAAUAAUCACAUGCAUUGGCAAGACUGGGAGUUAUUUGUAUUGUACCAUGAAGCAUUUUGCACUAAUCUGACCAUCGAAACAGGAAUUUCUGGAAUGAAUUUGGGACAACUAUACCCUGGCACUUAUAGGGAGGAUAUUUAUUUACAGAUAUAUGUAGUUCUGAAAAGGCUCCAUUGUUAUGAGGCGAAUGAACAGUUUCUAAAUAACAAGAAAUUAACAAACAAAUAUGAUAAUAAAUCAAUUGACUUGGAGAGUGGGACUGUUGUGGUUCUUAAUAAUAUAUCUGCUGAUUUCACAGAUAUAAUCUUAGUUAGAAUGAAUGGUGAAAAAUGUCUAUUGAUUAUUCAAUGCAAAUGGGACUAUAUUGAUGAUGAUGACAUCAAAAAUUUAAGCAAGCAUAUUGCUGAAUUUAAAAAGAUAUAUGAAGGUUAUGAGCUCAUUACAAUCAUCUUUACUACACAACCAUAUAGUGGACCACAGGAAAAAGUAGGCAUUCUAAUCAUUUCAAAAGACAAUUUCGAUAAGCACUUUGGCCCCGUUUUUUUAUCAUUGGCCACAUUUUCCCUUAUUAAAGCUAUCAAUCCUAAUUUUUGGGAUGUAAAUAGAUUGAAAAACAUCUUCGAUGAUAUUGGUGAUGCUUCUAUUGAAAAUGUUAUUGAAAAGCGACC